AUGUCGACUGGUCCAACAGUGAAUCGUCCAUUGACGAAAACCUUUUGUGCAAAAUGUCAACAAGCAUUUACACCGAAAGAUGCUAUGCAAACGUAUCAAGACAAAUUUUAUCAUCCACAUUGUUUUUGUUGUUCAAGUUGUGGAAAUACAUUAGCCGGAAAACCAUUUUAUCCUAAACCAAAUAAUCAAUUUCAAUGCGAAACUUGUAAUUUUGUACUUGCACCAAUUUGUUGUAUGUGUAAGCAAAAGAUUCAGUCAGGUACUACAGCAAAACGAUAUCAGGAUCGUCAUUAUCAUAGUGAUUGUUUUCGUUGUUGCAAAUGUACUGCCGUUAUACCCGAUGGUCACAAUUUUGUUGAUAUGUUGGAUGGACGUUUUCAAUGUUUAACAUGUUCACAUCAUAUAACUGGAACAUAUCAAGGCAAAGAACAUGCUCCAUAUCUCGAGAAUAUGCUUGGUGAAAUAACUACUGUUGCAAGUGAUCAAGCAGGUCGUAUACCAAUAUGUGACAAAUGCACACGACCAGUAACAAGUGAUGAAGAAGCAUUUAAACAUGAUACACGUUAUUAUCAUCUUGAAUGUGCUCGUUGUAAUCGUUGUCGUAAGAAACUUUUUAAAAUUCCAUGCAGAAAACUUGGUUCUGCUCUAGUUUGUCAUACAUGCUCAUAA
Messenger RNA from Rotaria sp. Silwood1, 669 nucleotides. The record is from the annotation of a GenBank genome assembly. NCBI's taxonomy places the organism in Eukaryota, Metazoa, Rotifera, Eurotatoria, Philodinida, Philodinidae.